GGAGCGCAUGCGUGAUGUGUUCUGCGUCUCCCCGCAAAGUAAUGGCUGCCUGCAUGAAUCCGAGUUCUUAGGGUUUCUUGUUUUGCUGCUCGGGGUUCGGCUUUUUCGGCGCCGAAGCUACCCGAGAUGCCGCAGGAACCUGGAGAAGAAGAGGAGACAGGCCAAGAAGCCUUGCGAGGGCUGCGCUCGGUAAACACACGAGAGCCUUGUCAGGUCAUUUUCUGCAACCGCAGCCCCCGCUUGGUGAGCCCCAUCUGGCUGGACUUCGAGGGGGAACCGCGCCCCUAUCCGAGCCUGGAGCCGGGCACAGGGCGCCGGAUGCACAGCUACUCUGAACACCUUUGGCUGUUCAGAGAUGCAGGGACAGAUGAUAGUCUGCUGGUCAAUGAGGCAGAGCUGUUUGUGGCCACGCGCAAUAUGAAUGGACGGCCCAUACUUGCCAACAUUACAUUACCAGUGUUCUCUCUAAAAGAGAGAUGUCUUCAAGUUGUCCGUACCUUGGUGAAACCAGUUGACUACAGGAAACUAGACAUUGUUAGGUCACUAUAUGAAGACCUAGAAGAUCAUCCUGACAUUAGGAAGGAUCUUCAGCGGCUUUCUUUGGAAAGGAAUGAAAUGCGAAAGAAUGAAGUCCAUGAUAGAAGGGAAGACUCCUAAGUGGAAAAGCAGCUUUUGCUAAUAAAUUGUGGAGUACAAGAAGCAUUUACUAAGGCUUAUGGAUAGCCAUCAGUAAUAUCUCGGGGAUUUAGGAGCAGACCUUGUUUUUAUGUAGAAUGUACAUAACACAGGGCCAGCCGCAUCUGAGAGAUGAAACCAUGUGCUACUAUGUUAAAUCUUGGUUAGUUUCAGUCACAGAAUACCAAGUACAAAAACUGAUUCAGAUGUUACACAACUGUAAGAGCAAUGGCUGCUGAAGCUGUUUUCAUGUGAUUUUCUUUUUUAUCAAUUCAUUAUAGAUGACAAUGAGUACAGGGUGUUCCUAAAAAUUAGAAGUUGGGCAACUGCAUUCUCGUACCAAUGGAUGAACCUUUCUGAAACAAAACACUGCCAUUUUACCCAUGUAUGUAAUGUAGCAUGGAUACAAAACUUAUUGGUUCCUUUGAUUUGUCAAGUGAUUUUGUAGAUAUCUUUGCCAUUUUAAAUGGUGCUUUGAUAUGUCCCUCUCUUUGGUAUUUGCACUGCAUUAUAGGUUUGCCCUGAGUGAAAUUUUGUAGUAAAAACUGGUAUAAAGGGAACACAAUUAGUAGUUAAUAUGUUUAUGUUUUAGCACCUCAAAUUGGAAUCAUUUCACCAAUCAUUUCACUUCAGUCAAAAUAAACAUCUGACAUCCCUGUGAUGUAGGCAGAAUCUUCUGCCGGAGCGCAAUUUUACUGCAGUUCAAAUCUCCAUACUCCAAUGCAAGUGAAUGGGGUGUGGGUAUCAUACCUUGCUUCUCCUCUAGCAAGCUCCAAGCCAAACCCUAACAAAUCCAGUGUUCCAUGAACACUUGCCAAGGGCUUCUGCCUUUCCCUCACACAUACCUGUACAGAAUAUUAAGGCUGUGAGGCUGACAUAAUGUUUAGUCACAGGGAGGCUCAAUGGAAUUGUCAUAUUCUGUAGCUUGCAUUUUCAGCUAAUAAAAUUGCUCAACUGUGCAUAUGGAAAUGUUAGACCUCAGCACCAGCAAUUAUUACUGUUUGGUUUUGUGUAUUUAUCUCCAGUCCAAAGGCAACUCCUAACAGAGAUACUGUGAAAUUAAAUUGUUGGGAACAUCAAAAUAUUUAAUGUUCAAUAACUGGAUGUGUUGUUUGUUACUUUUUGUAAAGGCACUAGUUUGUGGAGUAAAAUGUGUACUGUCUUAAAUAUUUCUCAUGUACAUUCUGUAAUUUUUAAAGAAAUUUGUACAUUGGGUGUUACUUUGAGGACUGCAUUCCUAUAUUUAAUUGGGGCUUUCCCGUGGGGAAAGGAAAUGUGUGUAGUAUUUGUAGUCCAACAAUGAUUAAAUACUUAAAGAGUUGAAGCAAGACACUGUUUAAAUGCCAGUUUUUCAAUUUGUGGUGGGAGCCUUUUUCAGGACAGAGAUUCCAAAUGAGUCCACUACACAGUUGCUUACUGACUGCUCUGUACUGUGCAUAUGUUUUGUGUGUGUGUCUUUGGACUGCAGCCUUUGCAAAGUACUUCUCCAAUUAUGUGUUAGGCAUAUAAAUUGCAACAUUGGAGAACCCCAAGUGGAAGAAAUCCAAGGCUCUUCCCCUAUCAGUGAAAAAUUGACUUAGCUGAAGGAACUCUUGGUAUCUAGCUACUGUUAUGUGGUGUUAUGUGCUGUCAGGUUGCUUCCAACUAAUGGCAGCCCUAUGAAUUAAUGACCUCCAACACAGCCCUAUCAUUAACAGACUUACUCAAAUUCCUGCAAACUGAAGGCCGUGGCUUCCUUUACUGAGGCAGUCUGCCUCAUUUUGGGACUCCCUCUUUUCUUACAGCCUUCAACUUUCCCUAGCAUUGUUGUUUUUAGUUAUUGUCUAUAGAGGUCCGGUUUUAAGUAAAACAGGCACUCAUUUCUGUAUUUAAACUGGGGAAGCUGCCAGGGCAUCUUCUGCUGAUACUUUGAAAUUAACACUUUGAAGCAAUGUUAUUUUUGUGCUAAUCAUGUAAAUAUUCAGCUUACAUGACCAACAUGUAUUUGGUUACUUUGUGAAAUUUUAGAAGUUGUUUUUAGUGUCUAUUGUUUAUUUUUAGCACUCCAUAGUUUAAUGUAUUCUUAAAGACAUGCAAGAUAUUAAAAGUUUUCUAUGCCAUUGUAUUUUUUUCCUGUUUGGCUUUCCUCUCUUCACUAAGAUUCAUGAAACUAUUACUUUUACUGGUAUUCUUAUACUUAAGUGUAAGCGUAUGCAAUGGUGUUUGCAAGCAUUCCUGUAGCCAGAAAUGCUACUGGUAGCAUAAUGUUUUAUAGCAGUUACCCACUAGUUGUCCUUUUCACAUUCUUCAUACUAUGGUCUCAGAAUGGAUGAUUUAUUGCAAUAGUAAUUUGGAGCCUGAUGAUUUAAGAUGCUUUUAAGUUUUAACUGGAUAAAGCGUUAGGAGUCAGACCUGCCCUCACAUAAAUAGGCUUAUGAAUAUGACUAUCUUAAGCCCCUCUCUCCAUGUGUUUUAAACAGAGCAAUGCUGCCCAGCCAGGCAGGAAAUGGCUGCCAGCUCUCAGCUGGGAGCUGAAAAGUUACUGGCAAGUGAGUCACCAGGCAAGACUAGCUUUCAGCCCUCACGCCCUUGGAGAUAUCCUAAGACAAUAGGGUCUUCCAGGAGUUCCUGAUUGAAUCACCUUAGCCUGCCCCACAGAUCUUUUUCUUAUCCACUCCCAUUCCAAGCUAAUCAGGGAUUUGAUAGCCACUCACAUCAGGCCAUCGCAGGUCAUCAAUCAUUGCUAACUUUAGUUUUGCCCAGGAAGGUUCAAUCAAAGCUUUCCCAGUUCUGUGUCUCACCCCUGAGACAGACAUUGAGUUAUUGUUUGGGGGCAGAAGAUGCAAUCCUGUCUCAGGAUAUGUUCCACAGUAUAACUGCACUACCUGCUGCCCUACUGAGUGUGUAUUCUGGACCUACCCAUGCAUCCUCAGACUGCACAUGUGAGCGCCUCUCCCUCUUGCUGCGAAGCGCUCGAGCCCCUCCCCUUCUAGACUGGUAACUAUAACCCAAAAACCCUGAAACUCUAUCCAACCUCCUCUCAGCUUUUCCAAGGAAACCUUGUGUGUGUAUGGUGUAUGUUCUUGUAUAAUUGCUUUUAAUACCCCUUUAAUAAAAAUAAUUUUUCUUA
This is a messenger RNA of Eublepharis macularius, 3784 nucleotides long. RefSeq names its product von Hippel-Lindau tumor suppressor (gene VHL). The transcript has 3 exons. Bases 127 to 657 code for a protein of 176 amino acids. Lineage: Eukaryota; Metazoa; Chordata; Lepidosauria; Squamata; Eublepharidae. The record is from RefSeq and is a predicted model, not a curated record.